GUCGAGUCGGUCCAUUAAGAUUGCUUUAAGUUUACCCUGCCGAAGCGGAAAGGCUAUCCGCAAGACACGGAGCUUUUCGGCCGGGCUAAGCCCCACCACACCGACCGAGAAACCGGCACCGGUUAAUACUCCACACGGCCCCACGCAGCACCGGCUGCAAAGUGGUGACGCCAUGAGGUAAUGACGACAUUGGUACGGAUUACAGGGUUCAAUACCAAAAGGUAAGAUGAUAACUUUUGUUGACUGUACUGUACUUUCAACAUACACUAAGCUUCAACGAAACCUAUUUCGAGCCCGCCUUACAUCGCCAAUAUGAACGGCAACGACCGAGUGCUUCAACUGUCUGGGAGCUGCAAUAACUAUCCCUGGGGAAAGCAGGGGCAGCAAUCACUCGCGGCUCGGCUCUGCAAAACGACAGCCAAGGAUUUCGAAAUCAAGGAUGACGAAUACUACUCGGAAAUGUGGUUCGGGGACUACCCUGACUACCCGGCCCGCGUCCUGGAGACUGGCAAACCCCUGAAGGACGUGCUCAACGAGAAUAAGGAGAGGCUUCUAGGAAAGAAGGUCAUCGAUGAUGAACUAGACGGCCAACUCCCUUUUCUGCCAAAGAUCCUCUCCAUCGCCAAGGCUCUCCCGCUACAAAUACAUCCGAACAAAGACCUCGCCGCCAAGCUGCACGCCAAGGAUCCUGAUAACUUCACCGACCCCAACCAUAAGCCCGAAAUCGCCGUCGCCCUCUCCAGGUUCGAGGUCUUUGCUGGAUUCAAGCCGCUGUCCGAGAUCGAGCCGCUCUUCCGACUCCCCGCCCUCCGCCCCUUUGUCCCCGACGGCACGACGCAAUGGACCGACAAGACACUGCGCGAGGUAACCCGCAACAUCCUCAAAGGCGGCGAUGCCACGGUAAAACGCGUCCAGGAUGGCCUGUUGUCCACCGCAAAGUCAGACCUCGGCUCGGCCGGGUACAUCCUCGACCUGCUCCCACGUCUGCAGAGACAAUACGGGCCGCAAGACCCGGGCUCGCUGGUGGCGCUCGCGUGCAUGAACUUUCUGGUCCUGCAGCCCGGAGACGCGCUCUUCAUCCCCGCCGACGGCAUCCACGCCUACCUAAGCGGGGACAUUGUCGAGUGCAUGGCGCGCAGCAACAACGUGCUCAACUCGGGCUUCUGCCCGCCCGCCGAGCGGAACAGCAUCGACCUCUUCGCCGACACGCUCACCUUCCGGGCGCACUCGCGCGACGACGUCGUGCUCCCGAGCGCCGAGACGCCCAGGAGCAGGACCGGCAAGACGCGCGUCUACCGGCCGCCCGUGAGCGAGUUCGACAUGCUGAGGGCCGAGCUCGCGGCCGGAGAGGCAGACGAGAUCUCGGAGAGCGACGGGCCGGGGGUCUUGAUUGUCACCAAGGGCAGCGGCAGGAUGGAGGCCGAUGGAAAGAAGUUCGAACUGGCGGAAGGGGCCAUCUACUUUGUCGCCCCAAGGGUGAGGGUGAGAUGGGAGACCGACACGGGGAUGGAGGUGUACAUGGCGGUUGUUUAAGUCCUUCAAAGUCAGCAUUUAGCGGUAAUAUACGAAGAUGGUUGAUUUCCGCAUCCAUCCAUCCACAAGUAUUGAUUGAAAGUUUAAACGACCUCAAUGAAACCUAAAGGUCCAUCGAGGCAACAUCGCGGAUAAAUCAUCUAUCUGUAGUACGAAUACCUAUCUGAAAC
This is a messenger RNA of Thermothelomyces thermophilus ATCC 42464, 1703 nucleotides long. RefSeq lists its product as uncharacterized. NCBI's taxonomy places the organism in Eukaryota, Fungi, Ascomycota, Sordariomycetes, Sordariales, Chaetomiaceae. Gene Ontology annotation, cellular component: cytosol. The record is from RefSeq and is a predicted model, not a curated record. Gene Ontology annotation, molecular function: zinc ion binding; mannose-6-phosphate isomerase activity. The transcript has a single exon. Bases 313 to 1533 code for a protein of 406 amino acids. Gene Ontology annotation, biological process: carbohydrate metabolic process; GDP-mannose biosynthetic process.